Molecule: messenger RNA, 1011 nt
Organism: Cladocopium goreaui
Lineage: Eukaryota; Dinophyceae; Suessiales; Symbiodiniaceae
Source: the annotation of a GenBank genome assembly
CCCCCGGAUUUCCCCACUUGAUAGCAACCCUCAGGGGGUCUCCUCGGCCGCAUGGAAUGUGUUGUGCCCUUGCUGACGGCCUCGGAGCCGCUGAUGGUGGCACAUCGCUGCGGCGGAGGGGAGGCGCCUGAGAACACGUUGGAGAGUAUCAGGUACUGCUUGAACUUGAAAGUGCCCUUGAUUCAGCUCGAUGUCAUGCACACGAAAGAUGAGAAGGUGGUGCUCUUUCAUGAUGUGCCUGUGGAGCGAAACAUGGAAAAACUCACGGGCGUGACAGGGCAAAUUGGCGACUUCAACUAUUCUGAGCUUCCUGUCUUCAAGGCAGAAUUCCAGCCGAACGCAUUUUGCCCGGAAGAUGCACCUCCUGUGAAGGUGAAUCAUCGGCAGGUGAGCCUGUUUGAGGAUGCGUGCAAACUUCUGGCGGGAAAGAAUGUUGGCAUCAUCUUGGAGUUUUGGCAAGAAUCUGAGUCAUUGGUUCUCCAUGUGGUAGAGAUGCUUCGUCGUCAUGGCCUACUGAAUCAGAUUGCAGCUUGGGGCUCUCCGGAGAAAGUGACCAUUCAAUCCUGGUGCCGCACGGCGUGCCCCGAAAUCCCUGUGUUGAUCACGCUUGCGCAAGCCUUCCGCGUGUGGACAUGUUGGAACUUGGGUUUUCAUUGCAUUGGCUCCCUGGGCCGAUGGCUGCCUUUCUUGGUGCAGGGUCCCAUGGUGUUCAACGUGCCACACAUCAGUGAACCUUGGUAUGGAGCGCUUUGCAAAUUUGCCAAGACGGACUCACAUUCGAGAUCCGUCAAGACUUGUAUCAUUGGAAGCUUGCUUUGCUUGUUGAAAUGCUGGACAGACACGCCCCGUCUAUUUCUGCACCUCGCAACACGCUACAACGUGCCUACUAUUCUUUUCAUUGCGAAUGACAGCACAUCAGUGAAGAAGUGCUGCUCAUACAAAGGUGUGAAUGCUGUCCAGACGGAUUAUCCCAAGAAAUUCAUGCCAAUUUUUCAGCACACAUGAAAAAGC